AGCAAGUGUCUCGACCUUCCACUGUUUGAUGCAAAUGUCCAUCCUUUUUACGCUAGUCAGCACUGAGCUAUCUGACCACUAAUGGAACGUUUUCAAACGGUAGUAAUCACCUCCGGAACGCUAUCACCAUUGGAGACGUAUCCAAAAAUUUUGGACUUUGAGCCAGCUGUUAUGGCUAGCCUUAAAAUGACGUUAGCUCGGCCUUGCUUGAGUCCAUUAGUAGUGGCAAGGGGUAAUGAUCAGCAUGUUAUCGACGAGUUGAUGAAAUCGAAGCUCCUAUUUAUUGAAACUAAUGAUGCUCUCGAAACAUCAGUGGCCUUGGAAAAGUAUGUAGAUGCAUAUGUGACAGCAGCCGCGGUGUAUGUUUGUUCUCUGUCGCUCGAGGAAAAGUUUCGGAAGGAAUUGACUUCAGAAACAACAAAAAGAACAGAAACAACAAACCAUUUUGGGCUUUUUUGAUCCAAGAGAACCGGGCUAUAUGACCGUUAGCAGGCAUGCCUCACUCUAUGUUGCCUCACACCAAUGAUUCCUAUCUUGCCUUAUUCUCUCGAUUCCACAUUUGAUCUCAUCAUAUAGGUGGACUCGAUAAACUUGUGAAUUGAUGUCAAUGCGCAUUGCGCAUUCAAGUUGUUUCC
This is a messenger RNA of Cylicocyclus nassatus, 635 nucleotides long. The record is from the annotation of a GenBank genome assembly. Lineage: Eukaryota; Metazoa; Nematoda; Chromadorea; Rhabditida; Strongylidae.